AUGAGAAAAAUGAAUAAUUCCGGUAGGUGUCUGCUUGUCAUAUUGGUUAUGAUCGGCGCACUAAAGAUGUUCAAUUUUUGUGGUGCUGAUCUUACUGAUGGCUUCACCCCUGUGCCAUUAACAGAGUCAAAUUUUGAGCUACAGAAGCCAUAUGACAUACCCCUAGACCAAUGCUACAGUUUUGUUAAUGGGGUUCACUAUUUAUGGGUCUAUGCUGAUGACAAGCCACACGACCCCAGUAGUCAUACCCAGCCACGUACUGAAAUUCGAAUAAAGGGGCUUGACUAUUCAAGUGGAGUCUGGCAAUUUGAAGGCUAUGGCUUUGUUCCAAAUGGAACAUCUGGUGCUACAGUAGCACAGAUUCAUGGUACAGCUCAUGGUGCCACCACUUUGAUACUAAGAAUCUAUGAUGGGGACAUGAGGUAUUACAGUAGAGAUCUGGUGGCUACUGAUCUCUAUGAUAAGUGGUUCAGACUUAAUAUAAUUCAUAAUGUUGAUAUGGGGAUGGUAACUGUUUUCAUUGAUGGUGUCCAAAAUUUUCAAGUAAAAGAUGAAGGACCAGGAGACUUGUACUUCAAAUGUGGUGUUUAUGCUGCACCGACUAAUAUCAGCUACUACAUGGAAUCAAGGUGGAGAGACAUCAAAAUAUAUAAACAUUAA
Molecule: messenger RNA, 660 nt
Organism: Quercus lobata
Lineage: Eukaryota; Viridiplantae; Streptophyta; Magnoliopsida; Fagales; Fagaceae
Product: citrate-binding protein-like
Exons: 2
Coding region: 1-660 (219 amino acids)
Source: RefSeq, a predicted model, not a curated record